UCAAUGUACUGUGCUGAGUUUUACACCUUUAUCUUGCUCCCGGAAAAGCAAGAAUUAUAAGAAUAAUCUUGUACAAAUCAAAGAAAAGAAGGAAAACAGUCACAUAUUACUGGUUAUGUUCAGUCAUGUUUAGUUAUUUAUAGGAGGCUGAAUGUGCAGUGGGCUGUCCAACAUCAGCUCAUCCAAACACACGCUUGGGAUUUCUCGACAUAACCACCCGUACACACCAUAUGCACAGGAGGGUGCAGUGAGUGUAUGCUGAAGACACACUUACAAUGCGAGCAGAGACCCUGAUUACAGGCUUAUUUUUGCUGAGCUUAAGUGGAGGAGAAGAGGACCCGAAAAGCAUUUCAUUUAGUCCAGGUUUUCAACUGUUUGUUAAAGGUAUUCACGUCAAGGCUCCCAAACUGCAGAUCUUACUACCUUUAGGACUUUGGGCAGAGACGUCUGACUCCGCCAUACUUAUGUGCAUCAUCACAGGGUUACACACCAAAACACCACACGUCACCUGGAAGAUUAAUAAGACAACAGUGAUGCAAAAACACACCACAGUUGAUGUCUUCAAGGAGCUUGAUGGUACUUUCACUGCUUUAGGGCUCUUUUUCCCCACACCAGGUUUCGAGCUGAAGAGUGAUGACGUGUACAGAUGUGAGGUUGAACAAAAAGGAAUAACUUACUAUGAAGAAGUAUGGAUGUCUCGAUGUGAACAAUGAUAUCCAGUGGAUUUAUUUGAUGCUUCUUGAACUCUGGAUUGUUAAGGACCAUGUGGAGGCCCUACUCGGGGUUGCCAGGUUUUUCAUAGAUGGUUAAGAGAAGUAUACACUUUUAGGUAUGUAGGUGGAAGGAUAAUGGUAAAUGGACAGUGAAUGAAGAAUUUGAUAAAUGGGGCAGGGGUAGCUCAGUGAUUAAGGUGUUAGACUACUGAUCAGAAGGUUCCAGGUUCAAGCCCCAGCACAAAAAAGUUGCCACUGCUGGGGCCUUGAGCAAGAUUCUUAACACUCAACUGCUCAGAUGUAUAAUCAGAUAAAAAAAAAAAUCUCUCUGGAUAAGGGCUUCUACCAUAAAGAUGAUGUUGCACUACCGAGUUGUCAUUGUUGGCCCUUGAGAAAGGCCCUUAACUCUAAACUGCUCAGAUAUACAAGGUGAUUCACUUCAAAGCACCCAUGAACAUUCUGUAAUAACUCUCACUAUGAUGAAGCAAUCUGAAUAAAAAAUAAAAAAAAUACACUAUAUACCUUGACGUAUGUUUAAUGGAUUGUCUUACAUUUAAUGCUGGCAGUGAUCUCAGUUUUCUGCCAGAUACAUUUUGACUCAGCGCUUCAUGUUCCUGUUUAUAUUGGCAAGGAUAUCGAGAGGAAUAGCAGCAAUUUCCUGUUGGAUCUCCCCCUUUUAGGAAGACCAUAUUUCUUUUCUUAAACAAAUUAGUGACCCAAUAGGUUUGCACCAUGAAGAUGCAGCUUUUAUUACUGUACACCGCUAUCCUGUUGAAAAGUUGAGUGGUGAAUGAAGGGGUACGGCAUUAAGCUACACGAUAGCUGUCUGGCACCUACUUCAUGGGUCCGACUCAGGGACUCAGUCCGACUUCCUGGCGUGUUCAAAGCUCCAUAUACUAAGGAGCACAUUGUACAUUGUUUUUCUUCAGAUUGCUUUAUCUUAGCGUGAGUUAUUAUAGAAUAUUGGGGGCCUCUUUCGAGUGAAUCUCCCUGUAUAAUCAGGUAAAAAAAAGUACAGUAUGUAAUUCUGGAUAAGGGCGUACCCCAAAUGUCAUAAACGUUAAUGUAUACAUGUAUAAUGUAUACUGCUUAAAGAACAUGCAUGAAUGUUCUGGUAUUUGUCAGUAAAUUGAUUUGCUCAUAGGUUAUUCUUUAUAUUCUUUAUAAUGAUAAUCUAUGCAAUAAUAUAAGACCAAUUAAGACCUGGAUAAUUAAAAAUAGGAGGUUAGGACACAAUGUAAACAUCAUUUAAAGGUCCCAUAUUUUAUUGUUCCUUUAACAAGUUAACACACGUCUCAGAGAUCUACCAAAGUGUGUCUGUCAAUGCUCCAGCCUUAUACCUCAAAUUUAAUUUCACUAAAUGUGUAGAUUCAGUGUUUAGGUAAAUGGGCUUCUUCUGGGCUUCAGCAGAGAACAGUAGAGCUGAAGAAUAACCUGGGGUCAUAUGAGGUCACAUUAAAAGGAAAGACCCUUCUGUAUGUCUAAAAUAACCUAAACAGGAAAUCCUUUGUUCCGUGUAAAAUGUUCAUGUAAAUAUUAAAAUAUACACUAACCAUCCUGUUUAAAAUGAAUACAGUAUAUGUCUGUGUGUUCAUAACAUAAUCCACUGCCUGCUCUUUUCAGUUUGGGUUAGAAUGUCUGAACAGUUUUCUCUAACCCUCUCGUAUCAACAUGGCCUUUCCAUCACAUGGACUUUCACUACUGCUACUCAUUGCAUGUUUUUAUUAUUAUUAUUAUUAUUAUUAUUAUUAUUAUUAUUAUUAUUAUUGUAGUUGUAGUUUUAUUUAAACUCCAGUAACUGACAUGCAUGAUCUUUAGGAAUCCCCCCAAAAUACUCAAACCAAACAUUCUAAAAUACUCAUAUCAGCCUGUCUGUCUCCAGCUAAAUUUUUCUUUAAUUCUCAUGCUUGAGAAUUAUAUGUAUGAUGAUUGAGAAUAAUA
Molecule: messenger RNA, 2654 nt
Organism: Clarias gariepinus (North African catfish)
Lineage: Eukaryota; Metazoa; Chordata; Actinopteri; Siluriformes; Clariidae
Exons: 3
Coding region: 276-713 (145 amino acids)
Source: RefSeq, a predicted model, not a curated record